This is a messenger RNA of Temnothorax curvispinosus, 3214 nucleotides long. RefSeq names its product thioredoxin domain-containing protein 11. NCBI's taxonomy places the organism in Eukaryota, Metazoa, Arthropoda, Insecta, Hymenoptera, Formicidae. The record is from RefSeq and is a predicted model, not a curated record. The transcript is spliced from 10 exons. Bases 1 to 2763 code for a protein of 920 amino acids.
AUGGCUGGGCGAGUGUCUAGCGAGGAGCGCGAGACGAGCUCGCCGAGAAAUGCCGAUAACCUAUCACGCCAGAUCACGUCAACAUCCACGUCCGAACCAAGUAACGACGUGGCCAAGGAGAAGCUGGCGAUAGAGGAACGGCUAGUCGCCAAAAUGUUCUCCUACGAAAUUAUCUGUUUCCUCUUUACGAUUACUUUUACCGCUAUGGCUGCUCUGCACAGCUCACCACCCAGACUCUCCAGGCCUCCCAUAGCGAAACCUUUCUUUGAUCAGAAUUCUCUGAUAUUGGACUUCUAUAAGGGUCAUCUAGAUGCGAUGAUCGAGAGGAUAACGCAAGCGGAUUUCAGCUUUGUUAUGUAUUAUGCACCCUGGGAUGCGGAAAGCCAGGCGCUUCGACAUGAAUUUGAAAGCGUUGCUCGGUUUUAUCAUCCACAGAUAUUCUUCGCAGCCAUUAAUUGUUGGCAUCCCGAUUCAGAAUGCAGAGCGCAGUAUAAUAAAAUCCAUGGUUAUCCAGUGUUGAUGUUGUAUCCAUCCAGAGAUUCUGGCAUUAAUUACAGAGGAAUUCGUACAGCACCAUAUAUGAUUCGUUUCCUCGAUGCACUUAUGAAUCCUAUUAUUAGAAUAACACAUAAAGAACAACUAAUGGAAUUAUUAGUUGCCUACGAUGCAGUAGUCGUUGGAUAUUUUAAUUUUACACGAUUGGAUAGAACUCCUGGAUACAAGGAGUUUUAUAAAGCCGCAAUACGGUCAUUGGAAAGAGAUCCUAAUAGAGAAUUGGUAUUUGCUAUAGUGACUAGCGCAUCAUCCAGCAAAUUACAUUACGGAGUCUACAAGUUUCCAUCGGCAAGCUUGCUCAUGUGGAAUGAAUCUUUAAGCUAUCCGGAAGGCAAUGAGUGGACUUCUGAGAACAUCCUGAAUUGGAUCAGCAAUUCUGUUCAUCAACCGUCUCUCUGGCUACAGCCGCCUGGAAUCAAAGCGCUCACUCUUGCGCCCUAUCUCCGUGAAGGACCAGUUUUAUUUCUCUUUACACCACGAAAUCCGCUUCAUACGGAAAAUUAUGUUUACAAUCUGAUAAGAAAGAUCGGCUUACAGUAUUACAACUGCGCGGAUAGUAUGUCGGUGAAGGAUAUAGUUGCACGUCUUGAAGCAAAACGACGUACAGCGGUGAUCCGACACUUUUCUAGGAAUCAAGAAUGCGCCGAUCUAAAGAAAAACAAAACUUUUACUAAGCAAAUCAAGGAAUCAGUUACUAGCAUAUCGAUUCAGCAGUGGAUCAACAAUAGCUGUUGUGCGAACGUAGCAAUGAAUAAAUGUCUUUUGUGCAAGACGAAGGUGAUGAAUCCAUUAGAGAAAGAAAUAUGUACAGUCAUUUCUAAAAAAUUCGAUGAUGUUUGCAAAGAUACCGAUGUAUUUACAAUUCCCGUUAUGAUUGGACAACAUGAGAAACAGAUAUAUAAUUAUAACAAGAAUUAUGUAUCAAUAAAAUUACAGGAAGAGUCAAAAUUAAAGAAGCUGCAUGCAGGUAUAGAAUAUAAACCAUCAUUAUUGAAGGAAGAAACCGAUUCGCGAUCCGCAAAUAUAGUGAGGAAAGGUUUUUUAAAAGAGAAUUGCAAAAAAUGGAUGGCUGGAAAUGAUUACCAUCCAUCAUUAUUCCCGCGAGAGUUUCCAAGGCAGUUUAACAUCAGCUUAAAGGAAUCGGUUUGCAAAACCAACAAGACAUUAGCGUUGAUAGCUAUCGACAGUUUGCAUUACUAUCAUUUUGCAGAACAUCUGGGAAUUGAUAUUUCGAAGCAGAAAAACAAAACCACCGUCAUCAUCUUGGAUGCUGCGUUGGAGAGCCAGUAUGUCAUGCAACAUGAGUUCAGCGAGUACGCUCUCGUUGACUUCAUAAACAAUUAUACGCAAGGUUUAUUACAGCGAACAUUGCGUUCGGACAAUUCAAAGCAUUACAAAGCAUGGAAGUUGCUUGAUGAAGACAGCAACAAUACUGCAGAUUCGCGUCCGAAGAUUCGUGUGCCAGAAUUGACAACGAAAACAUUUCUGCAUACUAUCUUGGAUCCAUCUAAGGACGUUGUUAUAAUGUAUCAUUCCUCUUAUUGCGGAUUUUGCAGUGCUAUAUCGUAUGUAUACUUAACAGUGGCAUAUUACUUAUCCAAUAUGAAUCAUCUGACUUUUGUCAGAGUUGAUGGAGACAACAACGAUUUGCCUUGGGAGUACAGUAUGAAUCGUUUUCCAUCUAUUUUAUUCUUUCCUGCGAAAAGAAAGGAGGACAGUACUGUGUUUCCAUUUUCUGUUCCUAUUACCAUUCCAAACUUGCUGAACUUUGUGCUGGCGAACUUGAACGGUGAUUCUCACGUCGAAGCUCUGACCAAUAUCUGUCAGGUGGGAACUGGUGAAGCGCCGGAUAAGUGUAUUGCUAGAACCCGAAGGCUGUGCUUAGAUAUUAUUGAGCAACUUCUGCAGGAUUAUAGGAAGUUAAGGCGGCAUCUAAACUUCCUAAAUAAGAAAAUUGCGCGCAAUAAACGUAAAAUUAUUCUACUCAAAUUAGAGCAUAUCAGGGACAUGAAUUUUAUUCUAGGCUCUACCGUUGAUCUUAGCAAGGAUCGAAAGAAGGCGCAACUGAUUAAAAGAAAGUUUUUUAAGUAUUACAACGUUAUUAGGUCGCUAGAAACAAACGAGAAAAUAGAAAAACAAAGUUACGAAUUUCAGGGUGUUGUACAUGCAGCGACUAUUAAACGAGAGAGAAUAAGAAGCGAAUUGUGAUAUAGAUUUCGCCUUGCGAAUCAAGAUACGUCCACGUGACGAUAGAUAUUAGUAUUUUGGGAUACUUUCAACUAUAUAACAGAUUUACGCCAAAUUGUGAAGGGAGAAGUUUUUUGCUCGAUCUAUCACUUUUUAUAAGUAUAAUAGAAGCAAAAAGUAAAUUGAAGUAAAAAUCUAGAACUGAUGGCUAUAGAGUUAUCCUAACUUUAUGCGGUCUCCAGUGAGAGUGCACGAAAUCGAUAAAUACAAGAUCGAAUAAUGUAAGCAUAGAGAGUAUCAACGGAAUAUAAAAGCAGAGUAUCUAUUUAAGAUCCUAAAGCAUGUACUUCUUCAGAUGUAAAUGCGCAAAGAUUUUGGAUGUAAAACUGUUAAAUGCGCGAUUUAUAUUCUCGGAUGCGCAAAAUUAUUGUACGCGCGCGAGGCUUUAAAUACACUCUUGAUUUACUAAUCA